UCGGUCUCUCCUCCCUCCUCCUCCUCCUCCAACCAGUCAGCCCACUGUCUCAGAUCGAUCGAUCUCUCCUCCUCCUCUUCCUCCGCCUACAACCACUCAGCCACCGUCUUCUCCGAUGAGACCAGACCACACAGCCGAUACAUUUACUUUGUUUUGUUCAACUCUAUUAGCUGUGGUUGGGGUUUCAAACCAGACCACUCUCUUUAUCUGCUACGUUCUCAUCUUCAGAAAG
Molecule: messenger RNA, 232 nt
Organism: Ilex paraguariensis (yerba mate)
Lineage: Eukaryota; Viridiplantae; Streptophyta; Magnoliopsida; Aquifoliales; Aquifoliaceae
Source: the annotation of a GenBank genome assembly